GACAAAUGCGCAGGUUUACCCAUAUUGCCGGUUGACAAUAUUGGUGAAGGCUGCAAGAAUGCAGUAGAAGCGUCCUCUGCUAAGAUUAGUGUACAAGAGUUGUCUAUAUAAAGCCAGACUUACAUUAUAGCAAGUAAGUCGUCUAGCUCGGUAAACGACAGGUAAAUACUGUAGAACAGGGGUGUCGUUGUUCUCACCCAGCUGAACUGUUCAAAACUGGACUGGAGGUGUUAAGCAUAAAGAAAUAAGGACUGAACAUGUCUGUGGUGGGCAUUGAUGUGGGUUUCCAGAACUGUUACAUCGCUGUUGCCAGGAGCGGUGGCAUUGAAACCAUUGCAAAUGAAUACAGUGACAGAUGCACUCCAGCAUGCAUUUCACUGGCAUCUAAAAACCGGACCGUUGGAAAUGCUGCCAAGAGUCAGAUCGUAACUAACUUUAAGAACACGGUUCAUGGCUUUAAGAAGUUUCAUGGUCGAGCAUAUGAUGACCCAUACAUUCAAAGAGAAAAAUCCAAGUUGCCUUACAGCCUUCACAAACUGGACAAUGGCAGCACUGGAAUAAAGGUACGUUAUUUGAAUGAAGAGAAGGUGUUCACCAUUGAGCAGAUGACAGCAAUGCUACUCACCAAGCUGAAAGAAACUUCUGAGCAUGCGUUGAAGAAGCCUGUGGUGGACUGCGUGGUAUCUGUCCCCAGCUUCUUCACUGAUGUGGAAAGAAGAUCUUUAAUAGAUGCCACUCACAUUGCUGGACUGAACUGUUUGAGACUGAUCAAUGACACAACAGCAGUGGCCUUGGCCUAUGGGAUCUAUAAACAGGACCUGCCAAACCCAGAGGAGAAGCCUCGCAAUGUCGUGUUUGUUGACAUUGGGCAUUCAUCUUAUCAAGUUUCCAUUGCCUCCUUUAACAAGGGGAAGUUGAAGGUGCUGGCUACAGCAUUUGACCCGUAUUUGGGCGGACGCAAUUUUGACGAAAUGCUCGUGGAAUAUUUCUGCGAUGACUUCAAAAAACGCUUCAAACUAAAUGUUAAAGACAACCCAAGGGCCCUGCUGAGGCUCUAUCAAGAGUGUGAGAAGCUGAAGAAGCUCAUGAGUGCAAACUCCUCUGACCUGCCUCUCAACAUUGAGUGCUUCAUGAAUGACAUAGAUGUGCAUGGGAAAAUGAACAGGCCUCAGUUUGAAGAGAUGUGUGCUCAGUUAUUGAUACGAGUGGACGCGCCAUUAAAAUCGGUCAUGGAACAAUCAAAGCUUAGCAGAGAUGAGAUCUAUGCUAUUGAGGUGGUUGGCGGAGCUACCAGGAUUCCAGCCAUCAAAGAGAGAAUCUCAAAGUAUUUCGGUAAAGACAUCAGUACCACACUGAACGCCGAUGAGGCUGUGGCACGUGGAUGUGCACUGCAGUGCGCAAUCCUUUCUCCAGCCUUCAAAGUCAGAGAGUUCUCCAUUACAGAUGCCGUUCCCUUCCCGAUUACUCUUCGCUGGAAGUCUCAAACAGAUGAAAGUGUUGGUGAAUGUGAGGUGUACAGUAAGAACCAUGCUUCACCUUUCUCCAAAGUCAUCACCUUCCACAAAAAGGAACCUUUUGACCUGGAGGCGUUCUAUAGCUCUCCACAUGAGCUGCCCUAUCCUGACACCAGGAUAGGUCGUUUUACUGUCCAGAAUGUUGUACCGCAACCUGAUGGUGACAGUUCAAAAGUCAAGGUUAAAGUGCGCGUGAAUGUGCAUGGCAUCUUCAGCGUGUCAAGCGCUUCUCUGAUAGAGAAGCAGAAAGGAGAGGCAGAUGAUGUGCAGAUGGAGACAGAUCCUACUGUACAGAAUGAGGGCCAGCCUGAAGAUCAGAGUAAAAUGCAAGUGGAUCAGGAAGGGAAAGGGGAAAAUAACACUGAUGAGGAAAGAAUGAAUAACUCUGGCAAUAAGGAUGGUACAUCUUCUGAUAAGCAAGAACAAGGUGCAGGCAGUAGCAAACCCAAAACUAAAGUUAAGAGUGUUGAUCUGCCCAUCUUGGCCAGCACCACCAGACAGCUGGGUGGAGAUGUGCUGAAUAACUUUACUGAAUAUGAGAAAAAAAUGAUAAUUCAGGACAAGCUGGAGAAGGAGAGGAAUGAUGCUAAAAAUGGAGUAGAGGAAUAUGUUUAUGAUCUGAGAGACAAACUCUGCGGCAUCUAUGAGAAAUAUGUCACUGGAGAUGAAAGCAACCGUCUCACACGUAUGCUUGAGGACACAGAAAACUGGCUGUAUGAAGAAGGAGAAGACCAGGAGAAAGAAAUUUAUCAGAGCAAACUGUCUGAGCUCAAAAAGUUUGGUGAGCCCAUUGAGGAACGGUACAGAGAGCAUGAGGGCAGACCUAGAGCAUUUGAUGAGCUAGGCAAGAAAUUGCAGCUGUUUAUGAAGACUGUCGAUGUGUAUAAACAAAAGCAGGAUGAGCGCUACCAGCAUUUGAGCGCUGAGGAGAUGGGUAUAGUUGAGAGAAGUGUGAAUGAAGCCUACGAAUGGAUGAAUGCAAGGAUGAUCGCCCAGAGCAAACUCAAAAUUGCUCAAGACCCAGCAGUCAAAGUAGCAGACAUCAUUCAAAAGAUUCAGGAGUUAGAGGAGGUUUGCAACCCUGUGCUCAACCGACCCAAACCCAAAACCGAGGAGCCUGUAGAAGAGGGGGACAAAAACAACGGCGCACAUAACGGCCCCUCGGCACAAGAAGGUGCUGAAAGUAAAGGCAAUCAGCAGACAAAACAUCCGUCUGGAGAGAUGGAAGUGGACUGAGCUCGUGCACUUCUCAAUUGCUGCCACUCUUACUCAAGCCACUAUUAAACUUUUUCAGCUUACACUGAAUCAAUAACUGGAACCAUUCUCUUUGUGUCCACCAUUCAGUUGGCUAUAUUUGUGCAUCUGUUUGUUAACGUCUGCUCUUCUGUUGGGUUUUCUCUUGUACCUAUUAAGGGAUCAGAUCAGGCUGUCCUUUGAAUGAUACAGCUAUAUUUUCAACUCAGUUUGGGAUUGUAUGUUCAUGUAGGAUCAUAUAAAGUAGAUGUAGUUAGCUGAAGCAACUCUUAAUAAAACCGUAUCCCUGAAAUAAUGUGACACCUGCAUUUUGGGAGACCCAAA
This is a messenger RNA of Misgurnus anguillicaudatus (oriental weatherfish), 3092 nucleotides long. RefSeq names its product heat shock 70 kDa protein 4L. Lineage: Eukaryota; Metazoa; Chordata; Actinopteri; Cypriniformes; Cobitidae. The record is from RefSeq and is a predicted model, not a curated record. Gene Ontology annotation, biological process: protein folding. Gene Ontology annotation, cellular component: cytosol; nucleus. Gene Ontology annotation, molecular function: ATP binding; ATP-dependent protein folding chaperone.